Molecule: messenger RNA, 715 nt
Organism: Ceratina calcarata
Lineage: Eukaryota; Metazoa; Arthropoda; Insecta; Hymenoptera; Apidae
Gene: Blos2
Product: biogenesis of lysosome-related organelles complex 1 subunit 2
Exons: 1
Coding region: 15-509 (164 amino acids)
Biological process (GO): lysosome localization; endosomal transport
Cellular component (GO): BORC complex; BLOC-1 complex; gamma-tubulin complex
Molecular function (GO): gamma-tubulin binding
Source: RefSeq, a predicted model, not a curated record
CGUUCACCGCGGCAAUGACGUCGGUUAAAGAAUCGGUGAAAGAGGACCCUCAGAUCGAGCAGCCUCCGUUCUCGGAGAAUUCAGAUCUGAAUUCGAGGUGUGAAUCACCUAAACGUGGAACUACUCUGUCGACGAGCACGAGCAGUUUCGAGGCAUUGGAUCCGCACGAUCCGAAUCUCAGUCGUUUAGCUAAUACGAUGUUUCAAAAGACCGGAGAAUAUUUGCAGGAAGAGCUUACUGCCACACACGCCGACUAUCGUUUGUUGGAACGCUUGAACAAGGAAACGAUCGCCAAGUACACCGAGUUAAAGACGAUAUCCUCGAGUGUGGCUCAGUCUCUGGAUGCUUUAAACGAGAAAUACGAGAAAUUGCAACCGAUCUUGGACAAUAUCAACGAGAUCGAUGAUAGUGUAACGAAAUUAGAGCAAGCUGCGUAUAAACUGGCAGCGUACUCGAAAAGGUUAGAAGCCAAGUUUAAGGACAUUGAGAAAGAUGCCAAGAGCAAGUAAAACGUGUAAAUAGAACUGGUUUCCAUUGUGGUAUUUAUUAAAUUAUUGUUUAUUAUUUAAUUAAGAAUGAAAUCAGUUUAAAUACUAUUGCAUUUUCGCUUACGGAGGUAAGAAACGAGGGAGGUUAAAUCCAAUUCUUAUAAUUAAUCAUGUUAGAGUACAGUCUGACACGUACACAUUUCUUUAUAAAGAUUUCGUAAAAAUGU